CAGCAGCAGCAGCAGCAGCAAAAGGCCAGAAUGCAGCUGUGUAGAGGCAGCAGCACUGCGAAGGGUCACAGCGGCCCCCAAAAGGGUCCCCAAGAGUUUCUUGGGGGCCCCCUGGGGCUGGGGCCCCCAGGGGCUCUCGUAGCAGCUCCUGCAGCAGCAGCAGCAGCAGCAGCUGAGGGCGGGGCCCUGCAGUGGGCGAAGCUGCUGCCAGACGGCAGCGGCAUUUGCGGUGUCUAUGCAGAUGGGCUUGUCCGCUUUUUUGCUACUCCGGAGAGCCUUAGCGUCACUGGGCGGCAAGCGGAGCAGGAGGGCGCCGCAGCAGCAGCAGCAACGGAAGCAGCAGCAGCACCAGAAGCAGCAGCAGCAGCAGCAGCAGAGGUUUUGUCUCCUUGGCUUGAGGUAGCAGCAGGAGAGGCUGUGUGGGAUCUGGCUUUCCCGCCGCAGCUGUUUGCACAGGAAGCAGCAGACAGUUGCUGCUGCGCCAUAUCUGUACUAGACCACCCGAUUCAGGUGCGUCGUUUGGUGGACGGCUGCGCAGUUUGUUCGCUGCUGUUUGUGGACCGCGGAGAAGAGCUGCAGCAAAUCUUCGCUGUCGCUUUUGCUGGCAGCAAGCUGCUGCUGGCAGCAGCAAAAAGCGCCUUCGCACUUUUCGACCUAGACAGGCCCCCCAAACCCGUCCAGGAGUGGCAGUUGGGCACUCGGCGCAGCAAGGGCUCCAGCGUGCAGAAGGGCGUCAUAUCUAAACCCUAA
Molecule: messenger RNA, 750 nt
Organism: Eimeria tenella
Lineage: Eukaryota; Apicomplexa; Conoidasida; Eucoccidiorida; Eimeriidae
Exons: 6
Source: RefSeq, a predicted model, not a curated record